UAAUGGCUGAUAACAGAAAACAAGACCUGUGGAUAUAUUUGUUGACUUUGGAAUGCCUGGUUUCUGCAGUGACAGCAGCGAGUGAAAACAUUGCCCUGUCGAAGCCAGUAUCAUCGAGUCACAGCAGCUAUGGCGGUGUACCUGAACGAGGCAAUGACGGCAACGUCAAUGCAGUUUACAGUGGCAACUCAUGCGCGUUAGGGGAGGCAACUUCUGCAGAUCCCCUUCCAUGGUGGCAAAUUAACCUCCAAACACAAUAUUGUGUAGAGGUUGUCGCAGUUACUAAUCGUGCGGAUGCUUUUCCAUGGAGACUUCAUAACUUCACAAUCAGUGUUUACACUGAGGACCCAAGUACCACCCCAACAGCCGUGGCCAAGGUGUGCGCUGUGUACCCCGGGACUGUCGGGGCUGGGGUCCGGGAGGUGCUGCCCUGUGGGUCGCGAGUCAGAGGACAGUACCUCAGGAUACACAAGAAUGAGAUGCUCCAUGAUGAUGCACUGCAGUUCUGUGAACUGGAGAUCUAUGCCACUGAAUCCUCGCUUGAUUUCGAUACAAGUCUGAGCACCGGAUCUUUCUUUUCAAAGAACCCCUCUCUCCGUCUUGAAGGGACGCCGCUCAGUGAACAUGUUGAAACACCGAUACAAUGCGGGAGCCUGUGUCACCAGAUUCCCCGCUGCUUUGGAUUCAACUUCCAAGCAGGACUCAAUAGUUCCAUGGGACAUUGUAAACUCAUGUCAAAUCCAAGCUCGGAUCCAGUUCACGAUCCCAGCUGGGCCUGGUACGACAAGAGAUGCUGAAUGUCAGUCUUUUUCCUGUAGAGCGUGUUCAGAUCAUUGUAGAAGACACAGACAACAGUUUUCGCUAGGAUGUUGGUUUUAAAUGCCUGUAUUGAAAUAUACUAUCCCCAAAAAGAAACGCAUAGGCCAGAAAUCUGUUGCGAAAAUGUUGUAUUUUCAAACAUGUAUAACUCGUCCACAAAUAGACUUUAGUACAUGAAUAUUUUUACAUCAGUUUAGAAGAAGGGAAUGUCUAUACAUCCAAGUGGAUAAUCUUAGGUAACGGAUACGUUGAGCGCGAUUGUGACGAUGUAGCACGGCCCCGAAUGUCGGGUCUCCUGGCUCUCAGUCCAAUCUCUCUCAACCUGUUCCGUACAGUUUGCCCGGA
Molecule: messenger RNA, 1164 nt
Organism: Haliotis rubra (blacklip abalone)
Lineage: Eukaryota; Metazoa; Mollusca; Gastropoda; Lepetellida; Haliotidae
Product: fucolectin-1-like
Exons: 4
Coding region: 3-797 (264 amino acids)
Source: RefSeq, a predicted model, not a curated record